Molecule: messenger RNA, 2947 nt
Organism: Galeopterus variegatus (Sunda flying lemur)
Lineage: Eukaryota; Metazoa; Chordata; Mammalia; Dermoptera; Cynocephalidae
Gene: ENPP1
Product: ectonucleotide pyrophosphatase/phosphodiesterase 1
Exons: 25
Coding region: 1-2676 (891 amino acids)
Biological process (GO): nucleoside triphosphate catabolic process; inorganic diphosphate transport; ATP metabolic process
Cellular component (GO): cell surface
Molecular function (GO): nucleic acid binding; dinucleotide phosphatase activity; metal ion binding
Source: RefSeq, a predicted model, not a curated record
AUGCUGGAAGUGAAAAUCAAACCUAAAAUAAAUGGAAUUAUGGAAGAAGUAGGUAACCAUGGAAAUGUGACCACUGCCACGGUUCAGUGGACUCUAGAUAUGAAGCCAGAGGAACUUAGUGAAGGCGGAUUUAUUGAUGUAUUGUCAGUAUGUGUGUUAACAACAAUCCUUGGUUGUAUAUUUGGGUUGAAACCAAGCUGUGCCAAAGAAGUUAAAAGUUGCAAAGGUCGCUGUUUUGAGAGAACAUUUGGGAACUGUCGCUGUGAUGUUGCCUGCAUUGAUUUUGGAAACUGCUGUCUGGAUUACCAGGAGACAUGCAUAGAACCAGCACAUAUAUGGACUUGCAACAAAUUCAGGUGUGGUGAGAAAAGGUUGCUGAACAACCUCUGUGCGUGCUCUGAUGACUGCAAGGCUGCUGGUGACUGUUGCGUCAACUACACCUCUGUUUGUGAAGGGAAGAAAAGUUGGAUAGAAGAAUCAUGUGAGAACAUUAGCGAACCCCAGUGUCCAGAAGGGUUUGAAAUGCCUCCUACCCUCUUAAUUUCUUUGGAUGGAUUCAGGGCAGAAUAUUUACACACUUGGGGUGGACUUCUUCCUGUUAUUAGCAAACUAAAAAACUGUGGGACAUAUACCAAAAACAUGAGACCUGUAUAUCCAACAAAAACAUUUCCUAAUCACUACAGCAUUGUCACAGGGCUUUAUCCAGAAUCCCAUGGCAUAAUUGACAAUAACAUGUAUGAUCCCCAAAUGAAUGCUUAUUUUUCAUUUAAAAGCAAAGAGAAAUUUAAUCCUGAGUGGUACAAAGGAGAACCAAUUUGGCUCACAGCUAGAUAUCAAGGCCUCAAGUCUGGCACAUUUUUUUGGCCAGGAUCAGAUGUGGAAAUUAAGGGGAUUUUCCCAGACAUCUAUAAAAUAUAUAAUGGUUCGGUACCAUUUGAAGAAAGAAUUUUAGCUGUUCUUCAGUGGCUACAGCUUCCUAAAGAAGAAAGACCACACUUUUACACUCUGUAUUUAGAAGAACCAGAUUCUUCAGGUCAUUCAUAUGGACCAGUCAGCAGUGAAGUCAUCAAAGCCUUGCUGAGGGUUGACAACAUGGUCGGCAUGCUGAUGGAAGGUCUGAAAGAGCUGAAUUUGCAUAGAUGUCUGAACCUCAUCCUUAUUUCAGAUCAUGGCAUGGAACAAGGCAGUUGUAAGAAAUAUGUGUAUCUGAAUAAAUAUUUGGGGGAUGUUAAAAAUAUUAAAGUUGUUUAUGGACCUGCAGCUCGAUUGAGACCCACUGAUGUCCCAGAUAAAUACUAUUCAUUUAAUUACGAAGGCAUUGCCAGAAAUCUUUCUUGUCGGGAACCAAACCAGCACUUCAAACCUUACCUGAAACAUUUCUUACCCAAGCGUUUGCACUUUGCCAAAAGUGACAGGAUCGAGCCCUUGACAUUCUAUUUGGACCCUCAGUGGCAGCUUGCACUGAAUCCCUCAGAAAGGAAAUAUUGUGGAAAUGGAUUUCAUGGCUCUGACAAUGUAUUUUCAAAUAUGCAAGCCCUCUUUAUUGGCUAUGGACCUGGAUUCAGACAUGGCCUUGAGGUUGACUCCUUUGAAAAUAUUGAAGUGUACAACUUAAUGUGUGAUUUACUGAAUUUGACACCGGCUCCCAAUAAUGGAACUCAUGGAAGUCUUAACCACCUUCUGAAGAAACCUAUUUACACCCCAAAGUAUCCCAAAGAAGUACAACCCCUGGUAAAGUGCCCCUUCACAAGAACCCCCAGAGGUAACCUUGGCUGCUCAUGUGACCCCUCAAUUUUGCCAAUUGUGGAUUUUCAGACACAUUUUAAUCUGACCGUGGCAGAAGAGAAGAUUAUUAAGCAUGAAACUUUACCCUAUGGAAGACCCAGAGUCCUCCAGAAGAAAAACACCGUCUGUCUUCUCUACCAGCAUCGGUUUGUGAGUGGAUACAGCCAUGACAUCCAAAUGCCCCUUUGGACAUCCUACACUGUCUACAGAAAUGACAGUUUCUCUACAGAAGAAUUUUCCAACUGUCUUUACCAGGAUUUUCGAAUUUCUCUUAAUCCUGUCCAUAAAUGCUCGUAUUAUAAAAAUAACACUAAACUGAGUUAUGGGUUCCUCUUCCCACCACAACUAAAUAAAGAUUCAAGUGAAAUAUAUUCUGAAGUUUUCCUUACUACUAAUAUAGUGCCAAUGUACCAGAGUUUUCAAGUUAUAUGGCACUACUUUCAUGAGGCCCUACUGCAGAGGUAUGCUGAAGAAAGAAACAGUGUCAAUGUCAUCAGUGGUCCUGUGUUUGACUCUGAUUAUGAUGGGCAUUACGAUUCCUCAGAGACUCUAAAAAAAAACAGCAAAGUCAUCCGUAAUCAAGAAAUUCUGAUUCCAACUCACUUCUUCAUUGCGCUAACAAGUUGUAAAAAUAAAUUCCAGACUCCUUUGCAGUGUGAAAACUUGGAUACCUUAGCUUUUAUAUUGCCUCACAGGACUGAUAACAGUGAGAGCUGUGUGCACGGGAAGCACGAAUCCUCAUGGGUUGAAGAGUUGUUAAUGUUACACAGAGCGCGGAUCACAGAUGUUGAACACAUCACUGGACUCAGCUUCUAUCAAGAAAGGAAAGAGCCAAUUUCAGACAUUUUAAAGUUGAAAACACAUUUGCCAACUUUUAGCCAAGAAGACUGAUAUUUUUUUAUUACAAAAGCACACCAUAAAUCUUUUUAAGAGAACCUUAUAUUUUAUACAGUCCUCUAUCUGCACUAUUGCAUUGUUUGGAAACUGUCAACCAGAGUUAAAACUGGGAAUCCUCUGUGAUACGAACAUCUCAGGGAAACUUGUGGACUCAGCACAGCAGUAGGAGAAGGUAUUCCUACUGAGUCUCACACAUAUUUGAAUGUGUAAGAAUUAUAUGCUUUGUUCAAGUUCUGGAGAAUAAAGACAGACCAUUCCUAAAACU